Molecule: messenger RNA, 1652 nt
Organism: Ornithodoros turicata
Lineage: Eukaryota; Metazoa; Arthropoda; Arachnida; Ixodida; Argasidae
Product: UDP-GalNAc:beta-1,3-N-acetylgalactosaminyltransferase 2-like
Exons: 1
Coding region: 202-1614 (470 amino acids)
Cellular component (GO): membrane
Molecular function (GO): hexosyltransferase activity
Source: RefSeq, a predicted model, not a curated record
UCCGACAAUGGCUGCUCUGGCGGCAGACGAAUGAAGAGUUCGGUGUAGGUGAAUUUUAUCAUCUGGAAUCGUUUCAAUUCGGACACGCAUGAAAAUACACACGAAAUGUGAGAAUAACACCACAACCAAUGCAUCCACAAGUUAAAGAGUAAGAUGGUAGCUACACUACUUGCAUAGCCAUGCUUUUCACGUCGCCGGGCGAUGCCGAAACUCAACUGCCGCAACGUUACUAUCGCGAUUGUAGCAAUCGCAGUCCAAAUAGUACUCCUUAUAUACUUUUUUCGAAGGACAAUCUUGUUGGUCGGAGUCCUCUCUGCGAGACAUCACUUCGAUCGUCGUGCCGCAGCUCGAGAGACAUGGCUACACCUUGGCAGGACGUCGCGGGUCAAGUCGUACUUCAUCGUUGGACGGGAUGCCUGUACCGUACCGCCAAACGACAGAAUCGACCCAUACGUCUGCCAACGCUGGCAGCCGAACUUAACGCAAAUAACCGAUGAACUCGAAUUCUACGCGACGAGUGCAAAAGGCAGAGACUGUUCUCGUCCUGGACGAAUUCUUUACACAGGCUUCAGUUUCGAAGCCCACCAUCCUAUUUCAAUAUCGCGUCUUGGCGUGUUAUCUGAUAUUUUAAUCGGCAGUACUGGUGUCACAGUGGCUCUUAUCGACGCCCAUACACGGGAGGUGAUGCGGAAAACUGUUGUCAGUACAGAGCACGGCAGAGAAGAGGACGGGUAUGUAUACAGGACUGUCGACAGGGUUGUACUGAAGCGUUAUUUCGAGGGUAUCAUCAGUCUCACCGGCGAAAUUAUUACGGAAACGUGUUCAAGUGCACUGCCAUGGAACAACGGAUCACAUCUAAUCAGUUUCGAGCGAUUGUACAUCGACCACGAAGAAGCCAACAGUGUAACCUGGUACCCAGGCGCAAUAUCUGGUGUCGGUGUACGAUUCGUGGUGUCAGACUUUCUUCCUUCAUUGACCGAACACGUCUCGGAAUCGGAGAGCCGCCAAAUGCAAUGGGAUGCAAUGGUUAACGAGGAACAGUCGCAGCUCCUGGGCGAAGCUCAUAAGUACGGUGACAUCAUAUUGGUGCCGGUGGUGGACGUGUAUCGGAACCUGGCCACCAAGAUGUUGACGUUCUUUGACGUUCUGCUUCAGAAGUCCCUCGACUAUGACUUUUUUUUCAAAACAGACGACGACUGCCUCGUUCAUUUAGAGAAGGUACGAGACAUGGUACCUCGAGGACAGGGUCUAGUCUGGUGGAGCUCUUUCAGGGAAAACUGGCCCGUAGCUCGAUACGGCAAGUGGGGCGAUCACGACUACACGUCUGCUGUGUAUCCGUCCUUUGCUUGUGGAUCCGGCUACGUGCUUUCCCGGGAGAUAGUUUUGUGGUUGGCAAAGAAUAAAGACCAUCUUCACCAGUACCAAGGAGAGGAUGUAUCCAUGGGGAUCUGGUUGGCAGCUCUAAGGCCCAAAAUGAUCGACGACGACUUCAACUGGACUUGCGGCUACAGGUGUGUGGAUGGUGUUACAAACGCGCUCAACCGUGCUGAACUGAGUCCGGCGGAGGUACGGUCUAUAUGGGCGGCAUUCAAAAAGACUGGCAAGCUGUGCUGACGUGAAUGUGAUUUAAAUUAAAAGCCUUUUAUAAUUCA